AUGGCAUCCAUUAUUUCCCGGAAUCCACCGCGAGAUGAAAACGUCCCCACCACCUUAGAUUCAGCACUUUCAAAGGAUGAAGAUAGCGCUUCCAUUGAGCAAUGCAAAUCGAGGCUCAGAUCAGCUCUCUUGCCAUCACAUCUAGAAACAUUACUUCUGGCCAUCUUUCCCGCAAUACUACUGCUAGGGACUCUAUUCGGCCUUCUAGACCCAGCUGCACGCCAGUCCACCUACAGUGUGAGCUCACAAUCACAUCUGCAACAUUCGGCACCUUCUUACUUCGCCAAGAAAGAUAACAUCUUCAACAUUUUCUUUGUCAAGCGGGGCUGGGCAUGGGUCACCUUCAGCUACUUCUUAUUCCUAUUCACUCACCCAUCAACUGGUUCCUCGUCAUCCCCAUUAUUCGUGACAAAACGAGUGUAUGGAUUAAUGAGGUACGGUGUUGUCACCCUAUGGUGGAUAUUUGUUACGCAAUGGUUUUUUGGACCAGCUCUUAUUGACCGGGGAUUCAAAUACACUGGUGGACACUGUGAAUUAGUCACAAUGAACGGAUCCAACUCUAUCUAUAUAGGGGAAAAAGUGAUUUUUUUGAGUGCAGCGACGUGCAAGGCUGCUGGGGGUAAGUGGAAAGGAGGUCAUGACAUAAGUGGUCACGUGUUCCUACUCGUACUAGGCACCAUGUUUCUCCUCGAAGAAGUCUUAAGUGUGACUCUCGCCAGGCACAGAGAGGAAGAGACAAUAAAGAAGGAUUGCGAUGCUAAUGGCGGUCAAAUUAACUACAAAAAAGCAAAUAUCAGGGGCUCUCCGGACAUUUGGACGUUAGGGUCUAGAGUGGCUAUUGGUGUAGCUGUCAUGAACUUGUAUAUGCUCAUGAUGACUGCUGCUUAUUUCCACACUUGGCUUGAAAAACUCACUGGGUUGACUAUGGCAUUUUUGGGGAUUUUUACAGUGUUCUUCUUACCCCGUGCUAUACCUGUUUUGGGGGCUAUUCUAGGAGUGCCAGAGAUAUAA
Blumeria graminis f. sp. triticale is the source of this 1011-nucleotide messenger RNA. Lineage: Eukaryota; Fungi; Ascomycota; Leotiomycetes; Helotiales; Erysiphaceae. The record is from the annotation of a GenBank genome assembly.